AUGACACCUAAUCCGAAAUUGAUAUUUGAACAACCGAAUGUUGAGAAUACAAUACCACUUUCUGUUUAUCAGGCUUCAUCACCAGAAAAGUUCUCUAUUGAGGACGAUGAUAAGCUUGUGCUACAUGCUGGGGGUUCAGGCUAUAAGAUUGCGGUUUUGAGGAACGAUCCGACUCAUGAAGUGAAGAUGCAUGAAGAAAUUCAAAGUAUAGAGAACUCAGACAUUUCAUUAUUUGUCCUAAAUACUUGCUUCAUAAUAUGGCUCGAUGAAAUACAGAAGGGGUUAGAAUUACCAUAUCAGAGUAUAUCAUUAAGCGCUUUGCAAAAUAAUAGUGACAGCCAGGCUUUAUAUUUACAACUAUUAUCGAAUGACUACAUUUCGAGCAUACCGACGGAACCAACAGAAUAUACCUCGACUGUAGAGUUAAUAAUAACCAAGAACAAAGAUAUCCCCAAGAAUAUGGUUAAUCGACUCUUUGAAAGCACGAAUUCGGAGAUUUACGGACUAUACAAUGGUCUAUCAACGUGCUCGGCAUUCCAUUAUGACUCGGAAUCUGAUGAGGAGAAUGGAGAUAACACAGAUGGGUUUUAUAGUAUGGGUUUUCAAGACUCUGACUCCAAUGCUCCAGUUUUGGAAAUACCGUCAUCGUGGAUCGAUAAUGAAGAAAACGACCACGAUAUUACGAUCAAAAAUAUUGGUGAUGCCGAUGACUUGGAGUUAGAUGAAGAAGAGUUACAACGAACUAGAGACGAAAGCGCCACUCCUGUUGCAGGUAUGAAUGUCGAUGUGGGAUAUGCUUCACUUGUCGGAAGUAUUCGAAAACGAGGUGACGAUGAUGUAGGUGAAUUUUACAAAUCAAGAAAAUUGAUUUGA
Debaryomyces fabryi is the source of this 873-nucleotide messenger RNA. RefSeq lists its product as uncharacterized. Lineage: Eukaryota; Fungi; Ascomycota; Pichiomycetes; Serinales; Debaryomycetaceae. The record is from RefSeq and is a predicted model, not a curated record. The transcript has a single exon. The coding region runs from base 1 to 873 and encodes 290 amino acids.